AUGCCUGCACCCAGCACCCUCUUUCGCGCUGCGCGCCCAGCCGCCUUCCGCAACUCCCCUUUCUUCACUCAACAAGCACAAUCGACCAUCUUCCGCUCGGCGCGGACUCGGUUCCUGCAGGGCCAGCAGGGAGGAAACGCGGGGAGGAGAUGGCAGAGCACUGCUGCGCCUGGGGAGACCCAGAGCUGGUUCAAGAGGAUGUGGGAUAGCCCUAUCGGCUUGAAGACGGUGCAUUUCUGGGCGCCGGUGAUGAAGUGGUCCCUCGUCAUCGCAGGAAUCUCCGACAUGUAUCGGCCCGUCGAGAAGCUGUCUCUCACUCAGAACCUCGCCCUUACAGCCACCGGUCUGAUCUGGACCCGGUGGUGCCUGAUCAUCAAGCCUAGAAACAUCUUGCUCGCAACCGUGAACUUCUUCCUCGGCUUCGUCGGCGUCAUCCAAGUUACCCGUAUCGCGUUGCACAACUACGCCGGUGGUAAGACCACCACCGCCCAGAUCGAGGAGGCUAAGGAGAGCGCUGUCGAGACCGCCGGAGGAUUGAAGGAUGAGGUUGUCAAGGCUGUCAAGCCGUAG
Molecule: messenger RNA, 570 nt
Organism: Drepanopeziza brunnea f. sp. 'multigermtubi' MB_m1
Lineage: Eukaryota; Fungi; Ascomycota; Leotiomycetes; Helotiales; Drepanopezizaceae
Biological process (GO): pyruvate import into mitochondria
Cellular component (GO): mitochondrial inner membrane
Source: RefSeq, a predicted model, not a curated record